Molecule: messenger RNA, 6881 nt
Organism: Centropristis striata (black sea bass)
Lineage: Eukaryota; Metazoa; Chordata; Actinopteri; Perciformes; Serranidae
Gene: myofl
Product: myoferlin like
Exons: 56
Coding region: 417-6578 (2053 amino acids)
Biological process (GO): plasma membrane organization; membrane fusion
Cellular component (GO): membrane
Source: RefSeq, a predicted model, not a curated record
GCGGCAGGUGAAAGGUCAUCAUGUGACGUAACCUCUGUUUCGCUAACGUGCAGCUAGCGCAGGACGCUGUAGCCACGGCGGAGUUGUGAUUUAUUAUGACGUUUUAUUUACAGUCUCAGCGUUACGCGGUGUCAUAACAUAACAUUUGGCUCUGAGUGCUGGUGCUUCGUCUGAGAAAUAACACCUGUAUUCAACUUCUCGCUGUGUAGCGGCUGAUGUUAGAGACACAGUACAAAAACAGCCUGAAUCUCUUCCCUGAUGGCCGGACCUCUCCACUAGAGGGAAAUGUAGAGCCAAGAUGGAGCCCUGUCAGAGGUGGAUUGAUUUAUGAGCUCUGUAAAGUUCCCUCAGCGAGGACUCCCCUCUCUCAGCGGAAUAUGAUUCUCUUUUCUGAAGACAUUUGGACUUAAUCAAAAAUGCUGCAUGUCAGUGUUGAGUCCGCCAGUGGCAUCCCAAAAAAGAAACUUGGAGAGCCUGAUCCAGUAGCAGCAGUUGUAUUUAGAGGUGAAAAGAAGAAAACCAAAGUAAUUGACAAUGAACUGAAUCCUGUUUGGAACGAAGUGUUUGAAUUUGAUCUGAAAGGCUCUCCCUUGGAUGCAUCUUCAUUCAUCAAUGUGGUUGUCAAAGACUAUGAAACAAUCGGCAAAGACAAGUUCAUUGGCUCUACAAAAAUCUCUCUACGAGAUUUGUCCAGUGGUCAGCUGAAGUCCCUCUCAUCCAGGAAUGUGCCCUUGCUCAAUGAGAAACAACAGUCAAUAGGGGCAACCAUUAAUUUGCUCAUAAGGUAUGACCCACCUCACAACGCGACACCAGACCUAAAUGAACAGCCUGAUGGAGACAUGUCUCAUGUGGAUGGUGGAGGUGGUGAAGAGGGGGAUGAGGGGGAGACGGACGUGGAGGGAGGAGCUGAGAUUGGAGGCCCAGGAGAUCAAACAUCACCAAACCAGCCUGGGAAACCCAAGCUAGUCCGUCUCAAGCGUAAGAAGCAUAGAGCGUUGGCUAAUAAGCCUCAGGACUUCCAGAUUCGUGUUCGGGUAAUCCAGGGUCGACAGCUGCCAGGCAACAACAUUAAGCCAGUGGUUAAGGUGACAGUAUGCGGACAGACCCACAGGACCAGAAUCAGAAGAGGAAAUAACCCAUUUUUCGAUGAGAUGUUCUUCUACAAUGUCAACAUGCUCCCUUCAGAACUGUUUGACGAGAGCGUUAGUCUUCGGGUUUAUGACUCCUUCUCCCUCAGAGCUGACAGUCUAAUGGGAGAGUUCAAGCUGGAUGUUGGUUACAUCUAUGAUGAAUCAGGCCAUGCCAUAUUGUCGAAGUGGCUCCUCCUGAGUGAUCCUGAUGACUCUAGCUCCGGGCCCAGAGGUUAUCUGAAAGUCAGCAUAAUCGUUGUGGGCACUGGAGAUGAGCCACCGAUUCAGAGGAGGGAGACGAGUGAUGAGCAGGACGACAUAGAAAGCAAUCUUUUGGUGCCGGCCGGUGUCACGAUGCGAUGGGCUACUCUCAGCCUGAAAGUCUACCGUGCUGAGGAUAUGCCACAGAUGGAUGAUGCUUUUAUCCAGACGUUAAAACAAGUCUUUGGAGGAGAUGGAGACAGGAAAAACUUGGUGGAUCCAUAUUUGGAAGUCAGCUUUGCUGGCAAGAAGCUGUGCACCAAGAUCGUUGAGAAAAAUGCAAAUCCGGAGUGGAAUCAACUCAUCAAUCUCCAAGUCAAGUUCCCUUCCAUGUGUGAACAUGUGAAGUUGACUAUGUUUGACUGGGAUCGUAUGACCAAGGAUGAUGCCAUAGGAACAACAUUUUUAAAUCUGAGCCAAAUGUCUUCCUCUGGUGGAGAGGUUGAAGACACACAGGCUGAUUGCAUCACAGUGUCUGACUCGAGCACCACAGAAUCUGAGUUCGGUUUCCUCCCAGCCUUUGGGCCUUGCUAUGUAAACCUGUAUGGUAGCCCAAGAGAGUUUACUGGUCUUCCUGAUCCAUACGAGGAACUCAACUUUGGAAAGGGUGAAGGGGUCGCCUACAGGGGGAGGGUACUUGUUGAGCUGUCCACUCAGCUGGAUGGAAAGGUUGAUAAAAAUGUGGAUGACAUUUCCAGUGAUGACAUCCUGGUGGCACAGAAAUACCAGCGGAGGAGGAAGUACUCUCUGUGCGCUGUGUUCCACAGUGCAUGCAUGCUGCAAGAGCCGGGGGAGCCUAUCCAGUUCGAGGUCAGCAUUGGUAACUAUGGUAACAAGCUGGACUCCACCUGCAAGCCCCUGUCGUCCACCACCCAGUACAGCUAUGCUGUGUUCGAUGGUAAUCACUACUAUUACCUGCCCUGGGCUGACACCAAGCCUGUAGUGGUUCUCACUUCAUACUGGGAAGACAUCAGCCACCGUCUGGACUCUGUCAACCUUCUCCUCUUCAUCGCUGAGAGACUGGAGUCUCACCUCACCUCUUUAAAAACAGCCAUAUUAGCCAAGAUGCCUGAGACACGUCUGGCAGAGAUUUGGCUUAAACUCAUCAGCCACAUGUUGGAGGACCUGAACAGCUUCCAGCUUCCAGUGCUGGACACCCAGCCCAAUGUGACCAUGCUAGAUCUCCAGUUGAAAAAACUUCGUGAUGCAGCUGUGAGUGCUAUCGGAGAGAUGGCUGAUCGCAUGAGACAGGACGCCACAGAUGUCAAGGCUACUAUUGGUGAAAUUGAGGACUGGUUGGAGAGAAUCAAGCAGCUGGCAGAGGAGCCUCAGAACAGCAUGCCAGAUGUGAUCAUCUGGAUGUUAAGAGGAGAGAAGCGAGUCGCUUAUGCUCGAGUCCCAGCGCACCAGGUCAUGUUCUCCAACUUCAGCGAACAGGCGCGUGGCAAAUACUGUGGACGGACCCAGACCAUUUUCAUGCAGUACCCCAUGGACAAAAACAAAGGUGUGAAGGUUCCUGUUCAGCUGCGGGUCAACAUGUGGCUCGGCCUCUCUGCCCAUGAGAAAAAGUUCAACAGCUUCUCAGAGGGGAACUUCACCGUGUAUGCUGAAAUGUAUGAGAACCAGGCCCUUUUAGGGAAGUGGGGAACUGCUGGCCUAAAAUUUGGUCGCCAUAAAUUCUCAGAUGUGACUGGAAAAGUGAAACUUAAACGAGAACGCUUUCUGCCACCACGUGGGUGGGAUUGGGAGGAGGACUGGUUCAUUGACCCUGAGCGAUGCCUGUUGACAGAAGCAGAUGCCGGCCACACAGAGUUCACAGAUGAAGUUUUCCAGAAUGAAACACGUUUCCCUGGUGGGGAGUGGAAGCCCGCUGCAGAACCCUACACAGACGUGAAUGGAGAAAAGGUUCAAAACCCAGCAGAGUUUGAGUGUCCAUCGGGAUGGGCGUGGGAGGACGAGUGGAGCUUCGACAGCAACAAGGCUGUAGAUGAGAAAGGUUGGGAAUACGGAUUGACCAUUCCUCCCGAUGAUAAGCCCAAAUUCUGGGUUGCAGCAGAGAAAAUGUAUCAUGUCCAUCGCAGGAAGAGACUCAUCAGACCACGGAAGAAGAUAUCUGAUAAAAAGGCUGUCAUUGAGAGGCAGGAAUCAGGGGAAGGCUGGGAAUACUCUUCCCUGAUUGGCUGGAAGUUCCACAGAGAGCAGCGCUCCUCUGACACGUUCCGCCGCCGCCGCUGGAGGAGAAAGAUGGUCCCAUCAGACUGUAUCGGGUCCUCCGCCAUCUUCAGGCUGGAAGGGGCAUUAGGGGUUGAUGUUGACGAGAAGGCCAGUAAAACGGAUGCGCCCAAACUAUUUGGCGCCAACACACCCACUGUUUCCUGCCACUUUAGCCAGCCUUACCAUUACCACCUGAGGGUGUACGUGUAUCAGGCGAGGAAUCUCUGUGCCAUGGACAAAAACAGCUUCUCAGAUCCAUACGCCCAUGUGUCAUUCCUACAUGUGAGUAAGACCACAGAAAUCAUAGGGUCAACUGUUAACCCCACAUGGGACCAGACUCUCAUCUUUGAGGACAUUGAAAUCUACGGAGACCCGCAAACUAUUGCCCACAACCCUCCUGAUGUGCUGUUGGAGCUGUGCGACAGUGAUCAAGUAGGUAAAGAUGAACCCAUGGGACGCUGUACAUGCACUCCGGUCGUGAAACUAAACCCCAGUGUGGCUGUCACCCCGAAGCUGCUGUGGUACCCGGUCACCAAAAAAGGUCGCAGUGCUGGGGAGAUACUGCUGGCUGCAGAGCUCCUACUGAAGAAAAAGGGGAAUGACGGAGAUAUGCCUCUGGUGCCUCCUCGCCGGGGGGAUAGGCUCUACAUGGUUCCCCAGGGAAUCAGGCCAGUAGUGCAGCUCACUGCAAUCGAGGUCUUGACUUGGGGCUUGAGGAACAUGAAGACCUACCAGUUGGCCACAGUUUCCUCUCCCAGUUUGAUCGUGGAGUGUGGUGGCGAGAUCAUUCAAACCGCUGUGAUAAAGAACUUCAAGAAGAACCCCAACUUCCCCGGGUCUGUGCUGCUGCUUGAAGUGCCUCUUCCCAAAGAGGAGAUGUACACCCCUCCCAUUGUGCUGAAGGUUAUCGACCAUCGACCGUUCGGUAGGAAACCUGUCGUGGGUCAGUGUACCAUCGAUUGUCUGGAGGAGUUCCGCUGUGAUCCCUAUCGCAUUAACAGUGAAGUCUGCAUGUCUGCAAGAGUGGCAAUGAUCGCUGCUGCCCAGGGAGAUGUUGUCAUAAACAUUGAGGAGAGACCCAUUGUGAAGGCUGAGCUUCAAGCAGAAAUGGUGGAGGAAGCGGUAGACUGGUGGAGUAAGUUUUAUGCCUCUGUUGGAGAGCAGGAAAAGUGUGGGCCUUACCUCAAAAAGGGAUACGACACAUUACAGGUGUAUAAAAGUGAUUUGGAAGAUUUGGAAGAGCUUCCACAGUUUCAAGGAUUCACUGAUUUCUGCAGCACUUUUAAACUUCAGCGAGGGAAGGAUGAAGAUGAGGAAGAUGACCCCUCUGUGGUGGGAGAGUUUAAGGGCUCAUUCAAGAUUUACCCACUGCCCGAUGACCCUGGGGUGCCAGCGCCACCCCGUCAGUUCAGACAGCUUCCUGAGAGCGGACCUCAGGAGUGUCUGGUCAGAAUUUAUGUGGUGCGCGGUCUUGACCUGCAGCCUAAGGAUACAAAUGGCUUGUGUGACCCAUACAUUAAGAUUACACUGGGAAAGAAAACACUGGAUGACAGAGAACACUACAAACCAAACACUCUGAAUCCAGAGUUUGGGAGGAUGUUUGAGCUGUCCUGCUUCCUGCCUCAAGACAAGGACCUGAAGAUUGCUGUGUAUGACCAUGACACGCUCAGCAGAGAUGAAAAAGUGGGUGAGACAGUCAUUGACUUGGAGAACAGACUCCUGUCUCGUUUCAGGCCCUGCUGUGGCCUGCCACAGACUUACUGUGUCUCAGGGAUCAACCAGUGGAGAGAUCAGCUGAAGCCGUGUCAGAUCCUUCAGAACGUUGCCAAAGUGAGAGGUGUCCCGCCUCCGCGCAUCGAGGGAGACGGCAGCUCACUGACCUUCUUAGGAAAACAAUACAACCUGCAAGAUUUUGAGGCAAACACUGUGAUCCAACCACACUUGGGCCCGGCCGGAGAGAGGCUGGCCCUGCAUGUCCUAAGGGACCAGGGCCUGGUACCAGAGCAUGUAGAGACCAGAACCCUGUACAGCUCCCACCAACCUAACCUGUCUCAGGGACACAUUCAAAUGUGGGUGGACAUUUUCCCCAAGAGUCUUGGUUUGCCAGGGCCUCCAUGUGACAUCACUCCACGCAAAGCCAAGAAGUACACCUUACGAGCCAUCGUUUGGAACACAACUGACGUCAUUCUGGAUGAAACAAGCAUCACUGGAGAAAACAUGAGUGAUAUCUACGUUAAAGGAUGGAUGCCAGGUAUGGAGGACAGCAAGCAGAAGACUGAUGUCCACUACCGAUCACUGGAUGGUGACGGAAAUUUCAACUGGAGGUUCAUCUUUGACUUUGACUACCUGCCUGCAGAACAGCUGUGUGUUGUCUCGAGGAAAGAACACAUCUGGAAUCUGGACAAAACUGAAUUUAGGAUUCCUCCUAAACUGAUCAUCCAGAUUUGGGACAAUGACAAAUUCUCCUUGGAUGACUACUUAGGUUCAGUGGAGUUGGACCUACUCAAUCUGAUCUCUCCUGCAAAGAGCCCAGAAAAGUGCAGCCUGAAGAUGCUACCAGGGAUGCCGGGCUCAGCCUCCUCCAAAAAGCCACUUCCCAACUCACUCUUCUCCCAGAAGUCUGUCCGAGGCUGGUGGCCAUGCGCGAUCGAGCAGGAUGGGAAACACGUGCUUGGUGGAAAAGUAGAGAUGACACUGGAAAUAGUGGAGGAGAAAGAGCUCGAGGAGAGACCUGCUGGGAAAGGCAGAGAUGAGCCAAACAUGAAUCCCAGACUGGAACCACCCAACCGCCCUGACACGUCAUUCUUCUGGUUUACAAGCCCUUGCAAGACCAUGAGGUUCAUUGUUUGGCGCAGAUUCAAAUGGUUUUUCCUUGCAGCGAUUCUUCUUCUGCUGGUUCUCUUGUUCCUUGGGAUCCUGUUCUACUCAUUGCCAAACUACAUCUCAAUGAAGAUUGUGAAGCCUUUCUCUUAAGGGGCAUUGUGGAUAAGCUGCUGGUCUACCUGCUGCAGAAUCUACAGUGAUCUUCACUGUUACAGUCCCUCACAAAUAUGUAAUAGCUUCUCUGCUGAUGCCAUAGCAGACUGAUAUUCAGCAUUCAGUUCAUACAUAAUCAGGAAAUAUCUGCUUUCAUGUUUGCACUACCAGUAUUGCUAAAAGUAUAUUUUUGUGCUGCAAAUAAUCUAUCUUAUGUUAAAAUUUAGAAGAAGAAAAAAAUCAAGUGUCAAGAAUGAUAUAUUUUAAUAAACUUUGUUAAAAACAAAUUGUUCAUAUCUU